Exserohilum turcica Et28A is the source of this 981-nucleotide messenger RNA. RefSeq lists its product as uncharacterized. The record is from RefSeq and is a predicted model, not a curated record. The transcript is spliced from 2 exons. The coding region runs from base 1 to 981 and encodes 326 amino acids. NCBI's taxonomy places the organism in Eukaryota, Fungi, Ascomycota, Dothideomycetes, Pleosporales, Pleosporaceae.
AUGGAUCGCCGCGCAACGCCUAGACGGAAGCGCCUGACACUGGCGGAUGAGGUUGAGCCCAGCGAUACGAGAUCUAAGAGGUCUCGUACAUGCGCUUCAGCCAGCGAUGCGCCCGCAGAGACUUUGUCGUCCAGCGCCAGUCCCUCGAACACGCGAGCUCGAAGCGGCCUUCUGACGCCAGAAGCCAGUACAUUGACCGAAUCCCAGCCUACACCGUCUCACUCGACUGUCGGCGUCGACGAUACCCUACAGACCCCGUUCCCCUUCAUGAAACUCCCCGCCGAACUCCGCAUUCACAUCUACCACAUGGCUCUUGUACGCGAGGAGCCUCUCCUCCUACAUGCCGACCGCGCUCCUGAGAAACUAGAGGAAGACGACUUUCCGACACCAGCCCCCGUUCUACGCAGAGUAUGGUUUCACGGCCCCGAACAACGACCCUAUGGGAAUCAGCGCGGAAGGGGUCAUAGCCCAGGGCCUGAACGUAUCCCACUCAGCGAUCCCAUCAUCCCAGAGAUCUUGCGGGUAAAUAAGCAGAUAUACAAGGAGGCGCGACAAGUUCUGUAUAGUGAUAACGUCUUCACUCUCAGCUUAACGAGCGGUAUCCAUACCCUUUCGACGCUCCACCAGCGCUCCCGCAGCCUUAUCAAGCACGUCGUCCUCACGAUACCCUCACACCACGAUAUCCUCGAUGGAUUCGCCGACCUUGUGCGCCUAGGCCUUCGCUACUGCUGGGGGCUCAAGACAUUCAAGAUUAUCCUGCAAGCCAGUCUGCCGGAUGACGGAAGAAUGACGGGAGCGACAAGCGUAUACGCCAACGCGUUCCACAUACUGAGGUGGCUUCCACGAGGCUGUAACGUAGGACUCGAAGGAAACGUAAGCGACACGGUCAAGAAGGUGGUUGCUGAGGAAGGCAGACUGCAGGCUGUGCUUGACGAGGCAAGCUAUCUCAAAAGGCAACAUCAAAUGCCUGAGCGUCACUAG